Messenger RNA from Pollicipes pollicipes, 660 nucleotides. RefSeq names its product glycine-rich cell wall structural protein 1.8-like. Lineage: Eukaryota; Metazoa; Arthropoda; Thecostraca; Pollicipedomorpha; Pollicipedidae. Gene Ontology annotation, molecular function: chitin binding. The record is from RefSeq and is a predicted model, not a curated record. The transcript has 4 exons. Gene Ontology annotation, cellular component: extracellular region. Bases 1 to 660 code for a protein of 219 amino acids.
AUGCGCGGGGGAUAUGGAGGAAACGGCGGCGGGGGCAACGGCGGGUUUGGAGGCACCGGCGGCGGCGGCCGGGGCAGUUUCGGAGGCAACGGCGGCGGCGGCCGAGGUGGUUACGGCGGAAACGGCGGAGGCAACGGCGGAGGUAACGGCGGCGGCGGUCAGGGCGGCGGAGGUCAGGGCGGCGGCGGCCAGCAUAGCCUGAAGGAUACGAUCCCGGGCGGCGGGGAGCCGGGAGUGGACUACCCGACCCUGGCCGUCGUGCCAGAGACAUCCUUCUCUUGCGAGGACUAUUCGACCGGCGGCUACUACGCCGACAUCAACGACCCGGCUCUGUGCCAGGUCUUCCACAUCUGCUACGACAACCGCAUGGACUCGUUCCUGUGCCCGAACGGCACACUCUUCAACCAGAAGUACUUCGUCUGCGACUGGUGGUACAACGUCGACUGCGCCGCCUCCGAGUCUUUCUUCCAGCUCAACGAAGAGAUCGGCAAGACAGACGCCUCGGGCAGCGGAAGCGGCAGCGGCGGCGGCAGCAACGGCGGGGGCGUCAACAAUGGUUACGGCGCGCCGUCCGGUGCUGGCGGCAGCGGAGGCAACGGCUUCGGAAACGGCGGCAGCGGUGGCAGCCCGUCCGGCCUGUACGGCACGCCGGGCUUCUAG